Anopheles moucheti is the source of this 2361-nucleotide messenger RNA. RefSeq lists its product as uncharacterized. Gene Ontology annotation, biological process: DNA integration. The record is from RefSeq and is a predicted model, not a curated record. Gene Ontology annotation, molecular function: nucleic acid binding. NCBI's taxonomy places the organism in Eukaryota, Metazoa, Arthropoda, Insecta, Diptera, Culicidae. Bases 1 to 2361 code for a protein of 786 amino acids. The transcript is spliced from 3 exons.
AUGAAACGGUACGAGCUCCUGAAACGAAAAAUGAGUAAAGAUCCGGAGUUAGCUGCGGCGGUUAAUCAGAAGAUGAGAGAUUACAUCCAGAAGGGCUACAUUCGACGUUUAUCAGCGAGUGAGGCGGAGGACAAACGACCAAACGACUGGUUUUUACCUAUUUUCCCGGUUACCAACCCUAAUAAACCGGGAAAAAUUCGCAUGGUUUUUGACGCGGCGGCAAAGUUCCGAGAGUUUCGCGUCGCUGUUGUGGGAGACAUUCGGGAAAUGUUCCAUCAAGUGAUGAUGCGAACGGAAGACCAACGAAGCCAGAUGAUCCUUUGGGAUGGAGACGAUCCAAACGGCGAUCCAGCCGUAUACGUGGUCACCGUGAUGACGUUUGGCGCUGCUUGUUCGCCGAGCAGCGCACAGUUCGUCAAGAAUCGCAACGCAGAGCGAUUCGAGGAAGAGUUCCCGCGUGCGGCAAAAUGCAUCAAAGACGAGCACUACGUGGACGAUAUGCUCGUGAGUGUGGAAACGGAGGAAGAGGCCGUAUGCCUAGCGAAAGAAGUUCGGGAUGUUCACCAAAAAGGAGGAUUCGAAAUCCGGAAUUGGGUAUCUAAUUCGUUAGACGUGGUGAGGCAACUGCAGACACAGGCGGAACAUCAGAAAAGCAUCGAUGUCGGCUACGGUUUAGCAACGGAAAAGGUCCUCGGUAUGUGGUGGGACACGGCUUCCGACACGUUUACUUUCCAGCUCUCGACGCAGUUUACUGAAAAGCUACAGGCUGGCAAAUCGUGCACAACGAAGCGUAACCUACUCCGGAUCCUGAUGAGCAUCUACGAUCCCAUGGGUUUGCUCGGGAUGUUCCUGAUGUAUUUAAAAGUUCUCCUGCAAGAGAUAUGGCGUUCCGGAAUAGGAUGGGAUCAGGAGCUGCAUGACCAACCGGCGGAAAAGUGGAAAGAUGUCAUUUUAGGUGAACCGCUAACACAAGAAGAGCUGACACGGGCCGAGCAGAUCAUCAUCACCCAGAUACAGGCGGACGUGUAUGCGUGUGAAAUACGCUCUUUGAAGAAGGAUCCCUCUCAGUUGCAGCCGUGGAAGAGCAGAGUGGAGAAGAAUAGUCCUCUCUACAAGUUAUCGCCGGUACUAGACGAACACGGAAUAAUAAGGAUGCGAGGGCGCCUGGCCGGGACGUUGUCGGUCAGCGAAACACUGCAGCAACCGAUUAUCCUCCCUCGGAAUCAUCGUGGAACAGAGUUGUUGAUACUCAGCUACCACGAACGAUAUCGGCACUGUAACCACCGCACGGUUGUUAGCGAGCUGCGAGCUCGCUAUUAUAUACCCCGGGUCCUUGGUGAGUACAACCGUGUACGUAAGUCCUGCCAGCGAUGCAAAAUAGACGGAGCCACUCCGGAGCCUCCCUCGAUGGGAAACGUACCAUCCCAACGAGUUGCGGUCGGGCAACGAGCCUUUUCAUUUACAGGCGUGGACUAUUUUGGACCCCUCCUGGUUGCCGUAGGAAGACGAGUAGAGAAGAGGUGGGGAGUCAUAUUCACCUGUCUGACGUGCAGAGCUAUCCAUUUGGAGAAGGCUCACUCCCUCACAACGGCGUCCUGCAUUAUGGCGAUUCGGCGCUUCAUCGCUAGGCGCGGAAAACCGAUAGAGAUCAUCAGCGAUAGGGGAACCAAUUUCGUCGGGUCGGCUCGGGAGCUCGAGGAAGCCUUGCAGACAGUGGAUGUUAACGCGAUGAUGGACGAAUUCGUUGGGCCCGAGAUGAAAUGGAGUUUUAAUCCGCCAGCCGCACCACAUUUCGGCGGAUGCUGGGAGAGACUGGUCCGGUCUGUAAAGAAAGUGCUGGGUCAAUUUGAGCUUCCACGAAAACCGACGGACGAGGUGCUGAUGUCGACGCUAACGGAAAUCGAGUUCAUCAUCAACUCGAGACCACUUACCUACGUGCCGUUGGACGACGAGAUGGACACACCGAUCACACCAAACCAUCUACUACUCGGAAGCUCCAACUGGUGCAAGCCGCCCGCCGUAUUUGACGACAGUGGUAUCGCCGCUAAAUCAGCGUGGAGAGCCGCCCAACGCAACGCUGACGUAUUCUGGAGGAGAUGGGUAUCGGAAUACCUCCCCACGCUGACCCGUCGAUCUAAGUGGUUUGUGUCGGUGCGGCCGAUUCAGGUGGGAGAUGUAGUGAUAGUAGUCGACAAUUGUUUGCCGCGGAACAGUUGGCCAAAGGGACGCGUGAUCGAUGUAGUUAGGGCCCAGGACGGUCAAGUAAGACAGGCAAGCGUCCAAACCGCCAGUGGAAUUUAUAAGCGACCUGCAACAAAGAUUGCGUUAUUAGAUGUACGGAAAGGAAACUUACCUGCGUGA